AUGCCGCGACAGCUGCAUAUGACGUACUUGAUGCUCUGCCCUAACGGCUGCACGCCGCCAUCAGCGCCGCAACCACCACCGCAACCACAACCACCGCAGCCCGACGACGAGUUCGACGUCAACUCCGCUGAGGCGGCAGAGGAGGUGACGCAGUGGGACGAGCAGCAGCAGGUCCCCGGUGUCCCGGAGCAGACGGCGAUCCUAGCCUCCUUCAGCGUGCAGCGCUUGCGAAGGCUGAAGGAGGAACAACGCGAGUUCAUCAAUGACGCCAACUUCGAGCACGCCAUCGAGAUCUCGCGCCAGGGGCCGGCCACGGAGGAGGCGGGACGGCUCCUCAUGGCAACCGAGCGACAGAAGAUCCUUGAGCACAACGCUCAGCGUCAGGCCGAGGCGGCUGCCCGCAAGCAAGCGAGGCUCGCCCAGAAUGAGGCGUCUCGCCAGUGGCUUGCGUCUCUGAGAGGACAGUGCCGCCGGCAAGCUCCAGCGACGUCAGCGGCCAUGCUCCACCACCAGAUGCGCGAAGCAAGGGUGGAGAGGCGGGCACUGAUGGAGGCGACAAAGGGGAAGAACGGCGACGAGGCAGGCCCACCGCGCGCCCCUGCCGAUGACCAACAGAUUAGGGUUCGAUCUAGUUUGAAUUUCCAAAAAUUUAAAUGA
Messenger RNA from Lolium perenne, 657 nucleotides. The record is from RefSeq and is a predicted model, not a curated record. Lineage: Eukaryota; Viridiplantae; Streptophyta; Magnoliopsida; Poales; Poaceae.